Messenger RNA from Medicago truncatula (barrel medic), 4198 nucleotides. RefSeq names its product myosin-11. The transcript has 27 exons. Gene Ontology annotation, biological process: pollen tube growth; actin filament organization. Gene Ontology annotation, molecular function: actin filament binding; microfilament motor activity; ATP binding. NCBI's taxonomy places the organism in Eukaryota, Viridiplantae, Streptophyta, Magnoliopsida, Fabales, Fabaceae. The record is from RefSeq and is a predicted model, not a curated record. Bases 393 to 3752 code for a protein of 1119 amino acids. Gene Ontology annotation, cellular component: myosin complex; membrane; actin cytoskeleton.
CAAACUUUGAAAUAUGUUGGUAGCUUCUUCUAUUUCUAAGUCCAAGCGCCACGGAGAGGGAAAAGUGCGAGCCACAAGAAUGUCCACAAAAAUGGCGAUUUUGCAGGGUCUUCGGAUCUCAAUUUCGAUUCCACAAACUCUUCCACCACUCCUCCAAUCGCGCAAAACAAAGACAAGCAAAACUCCCUCAUUCCAUCAUUCUCAUUUUCUUUUCUCUCAUUUUUUCUUUAGCGAAUUCGAAUCUGUUACGAAUUUCAUUUUUUGCACGAUUACUAUACUUCGAGUUCAUGUUCAAUGUGUGUUUGAUCGAUGAUUUCAAUUUGUUGAAAAUGUACACACGCAUGAUACUGUUGGACGGUGAUUUCUGUUCAGCCUAGGUUAAAAUCCAGGAAAUGGGCAUGCCCGAAAACAUAAUUGUUGGUUCUCACGUUUGGGUUGCCGAUCCAGAAUUAGUUUGGAUUGAUGGAGUAGUACUAAAUAUUAAUGGAGAAGAUGCUGAAAUUCAAACUAGCAAUGAGAAGAAGGUAGUUUCCCGUUUGUCAAAAUUACAUCCCAAGGAUACAGAUGCUCCUACUGAUGGUUUUGAUGACAUGACCAAGCUUGCUUAUUUGCAUGAGCCAGGAGUGCUUUAUAAUUUGGAAAGCCGAUACAAGAUCAAUGAAAUCUAUACUUAUUCUGGAAAUAUUCUUAUUGCGAUCAAUCCCUUUCAAAGUCUUCCACACCUGUAUGAUGCUAAUGCAAUGAAAAGAUACAAGGGAGAGAGAAUCGGAAAUUUAAGCCCACAUGUUUUUGCUAUUGCUGAAGCAGCAUAUAGGGCUAUGAUUACUGAGGAGAAGAGCAACUCUAUUCUUGUUAGUGGUGAGAGCGGCGCUGGUAAGACAGAAACCACCAAAAUGCUUAUGCUUUACUUGGCAUAUUUGGGUGGUCACACUGCAUCUGAAGGACGGACUGUUGAACAGCAAGUUCUAGAAUCAAACCCAGUACUUGAGGCAUUUGGUAAUGCAAAAACAGUUAGAAAUGACAAUUCCAGCCGUUUUGGAAAAUUUGUUGAGAUUCAAUUUGAUAAGUAUGGACGAAUAUCCGGUGCAGCCAUUAGAACUUAUCUUCUCGAGAAAUCUCGUGUUUGCCAAAUCUCAGAUCCAGAGCGUAAUUAUCACUGUUUCUACCUUCUCUGUGCUUCUCCUCCUGAGGAAAAGGAGAAAUAUAAGUUGGGGGACCCGAGAUCAUUUCAUUACCUUAAUCAAUCCAGUUGCUAUGAAUUAGCUGGUGUUAAUGCUGCUCAAGAGUAUCUUAGCACCAAAAGAGCCAUGGAUAUUGUGGGAAUCAGCCAGGAGGAGCAGGAUGCAAUUUUCAGAGUUAUUGCUGCUAUUCUCCAUCUUGGAAACAUUAAAUUUGAAAAAUCAGAAGAAGAAACAGAUUCAUCAGUUCUAGCAGAUAAAGACUCCAAGUUCCAUCUCGAAACAACUGCAGAACUUCUAAUGUGUGAUUCUAAUGCUGUGGAAGUUGCACUAUGUAAGCGUGUGAUGAUCACCCCUGAAGAAAUCAUCGAAAGAAGUCUUGAUCCUGUUGCCGCAACAGUUAGCAGGGAUGGUUUGGCGAAGACAUUAUAUUCUCGUUUGUUUGACUGGUUAGUCCAGAAAAUUAAUCUCUCCAUUGGGCAGGAUAGUAACUCGAAAUGUCUCAUUGGUGUUCUUGACAUAUAUGGCUUUGAAAGCUUUCAAACUAAUAGUUUUGAGCAGUUUUGUAUUAAUUUUACGAAUGAAAAGCUGCAGCAGCACUUCAACCAGCACGUUUUUAAGAUGGAGCAAGAGGAAUACACAAAAGAAGCGAUUGAUUGGAGCUACUUAGAAUUUGUAGACAAUCAAGAUGUACUAGAUCUCAUUGAAAAGAAACCAGGUGGAAUAAUUGCUCUGCUCGAUGAGGCUUGCAUGUUUCCCAAAUCAACUCAUGAAACAUUUUCAACAAAGCUUUAUCAGACAUUCAAAGAUCACAAACGCUUCAUCAAGCCAAAAUUGGCACGCUCAGACUUCACUGUUGUUCAUUAUGCAGGAGUGGUCCAGUAUCAAUCUGAGCAUUUCAUAGACAAAAACAAAGACUAUGUUGUUCCUGAACAUCAAGUCAUGCUAAGUACUUCCAAAUGUUCAUUUGUAUCAGGCCUUUUUCCUCCACUUUCUGAGGAGACAGCAAAAUCUGCUAAGUUUUCUUCUAUUGGCUCUCGUUUUAAGCUACAAUUACAACAUUUGAUGGAAGCGCUCAAUCUGACAGAGCCCCACUAUAUUAGAUGUGUGAAGCCGAAUACUCUAUUAAAACCUGGGAUAUUUGAGAAUAUGAACGUUAUGCAUCAAUUACGUUCUGGUGGUGUUCUUGAAGCAGUGAGAAUAAAAUGUGCUGGAUUUCCCACUCACAGGACCUUUCAUGAAUUUUUAACUCGAGUAGGCAUUCUUGCUCCAGAGAUUCUUCGAGGGAACUUCGAAGAAAAGGAAUCGUGUAAAAUGAUUUUAGAGAAGAUUGGGCUGACAGGUUAUCAGAUAGGGCAAACAAAAUUAUUCCUAAGAGCUGGUCAUAUGGCAGAAUUGGAUGCUCGGAGAGCAUACAUGCUUAGCAACUCUGCAACAAUUAUCCAAAAGCAUACUAGAACUCAUUUUAGUCAGAAAAGAUAUACUACACUGCGGAAGUCCUCUUUGUUUUUGCAGUCUAUUUGCAGAGGAGAACUGGCACGGAGACAAUAUUAUCACAUGAAGAGGAAAGCAGCUGCCAUCAAAAUUCAAGCCUAUACACGUGGAAGAAUAGCCAGAAAAUGCUAUUCUGAAAUGAAGACUUCUGUCGUUGUCUUACAGUCAGGUUUUCAGGCAAUGGCUGCUCGACGUGCUCGUGAUAAAUUCAGACAUAUAAGGCAAACUAGGUCAUCAACUAUUAUUCAGUCCUAUUGGCGGCGACAUAAAGCUCUCGUGGACUAUCAGAACCUUAAGAAAGCAUCAAUCAUUUCACAAAGUGUCAAUCACUCCAAUGAUGAACAAGAGCAGAAGGUUAUGGAGAUAUCAGUUGAAAAUGAAAGUACUGCCAUGGAAGAAUCUUCAAAUUCACUCCGCGAGGAAUCCUCAAGUUCUUUCCAAGAUAAUGAACGCAUUGAAGCUAUUAAAGAUUUCUCAAGUCCCAUCAUAGAUGCUGAAAGAAAUGAAGCUAUUAGGGAUUGCUCUAGUCCCCACAGAGACACUGAAAGCAAUGAAAAUAUUAGAGAUUUCUCUAGUCCCCUUGGAGACACGGAAAAGAUUGAGGCUCUUUCUGCAGAAAUAAAAACUUUAAAGUUCAUGUUGCAGGAAGAAAAACAAAAAACUGAUGAAUAUGAAAGGAAAUAUGUAGAAGCUCAAGGAUCCAGCGAAGAGUUACGCAAAAAGUUAACUGAAACCGAAAAAAGAGUAUAUCAGCUUCAGGACUCAUUGAACAGGAUGAUAUCUUCCAUGUCAAGUCAAGUUGCCGAGCUGAAGACAAUCUUGAGUACUUCAUCAAGAUUGAGUUCAACUUUUCGACCUAUUGCUAGAGUUGACGUUGCUUCCAGUAACUCUGAUUCUUCAUCUACAGACUCUGAUUUCACAUUUCCAGCACCUGUUGCAAAUUCAGAAGCAUUAUCUUCUACCCAACUAGUAGUUCAGGAUGUCACUGCAGCUGAAGGAUCAGGAUCUGGAAGUGAAAAAGAAGCCUCUGGGGAAACAACGAAGAAAGUCCGAGAAAAGGAUGAAGGUUGCAUUGGCUAGGCACGAUCACUCCUUCAGUCACAUACCCGACGUACAAAUUUGUAGAUACACGGUUCAUCUCCGGAUUUUGUAGAUCAGUCAGAUAGAGGUAGCAAUAAGAGUCGAUCAAAGAUGAACUUGUGGGUCGGUAUUUCAUCUUGCUGUCACCCCUUCCGAGUAAAAAUCUUAUUAGAUAUCCAAUGACACCUCUAGGGACAAUUUUGUAUAUAACAUAUUUUUAUAGUUUAUCGCCCCUUCUUGUAAUGCCAUCUACAUGGUGCUUCAUCUUGAUCAAGAUAUCAUUUCAAUUUACUCAACUUCGGCCACUGAAUUGAUUCCUUUCCAUGGAUUAUACGGGUAGACUUAUCCGGCGACUUUCGUAUGCAGUUACAUGUUUAGCAUUAUAUUGUACAACAUUUGUCAUAAGCAUGAUCAGGGAUGGUUCUAAGGGUAUAUAUGUGGAAUAA